Colletotrichum spaethianum is the source of this 1149-nucleotide messenger RNA. Its product is annotated as short chain dehydrogenase sol3. Bases 1 to 1149 code for a protein of 382 amino acids. The transcript is spliced from 3 exons. Lineage: Eukaryota; Fungi; Ascomycota; Sordariomycetes; Glomerellales; Glomerellaceae. The record is from RefSeq and is a predicted model, not a curated record.
AUGGCUCAUGCGCUGAUCCUCGGGGCCUCCGGAAUCUCCGGCUGGUCUCUCCUGAACCAGGCUUGCAGUUAUCCUACUCCAACGACUUUCAAACGGAUCACCGGUACCACAAACCGUCCUCUGACGUUGGAAAAGGCGCAGUUACCCAACGAUCCUCGCCUGCACAUUGCGUCGGGAAUCGACUUCACAAAGUCCGUGGACGAAGUUGCCCUGUCGCUCAAGCAGAAAAUCCCAGAUGCAGACACCAUCUCCCAUGUCUUUUACACAGCAUACGCAACGGGGACAAGUCCUGAAAACACGGUAGAGUUGAAUACGGGCUUGCUGUCAGUUGCAGUGCAAGCGAUCGAGAAGGUCUCUCCGAAUGUCAAGGUCGUCAUCCUGCAGACAGGCGGCAAAAGUUACGGCGUCACGCACCCCAAUGAAGUCAAGAUCUGUCCCCCCUUGAAGGAAGAUCUCCCUCGGAUCCCAUCGCCGUGGGCCAAUGACGUGUUCUACUACAACCAGUACGACGCGCUCGAGAAGCUGUCGGAGGGAAAGUCGUGGACCUUUUCCGAGAUUCGUCCAGACGCCAUCAUCGGCUUCGCCCCUACAUCGAAUGCCAUGAACUUGGCCAAGGGAAUCGGCAUCUACCUGACGAUCCACCGGGCGGUCCACGGCGACGGCGCCAGCGUCCCGUUCCCUGGGCCGGACAACAGCUACUAUACAACCCACAGUGACACCUUUCAAGACAUCCUGUCCAAGCUGGAGAUCCAUGCGGCCGUCAAUCCCACAAAAUGCGGUGACGGCCGCGCCUUCAACGCGGCGGACGGGCAGACUAUCUCAUGGUCGCAGGUGUGGCCGCGUCUCUGCAAGUACUUUGGACUCAAGGGCCAGGGGCCGGCUCCUCGCUUGGCGCCGAUUACCGACUUUGUGACAAGACACGAGGAGGUCUGGGCCGCUCUGGCUAGCGAGCACGGCCUGGAGAAGGACGCUGUUCAGAGUUUUGACUGGAGUUUUCUGGAUUUCAUGCUCGUUCAGGUUGGCUUUGACCGAGAGUUUGACUUGACGCGGUCUCGCGAAGUUGGGUUCAUAGAGGAGAUAGAUACCGUGGAGGGAUUCAAGACGGCUUGGGAGCGGAUGAAGGCUGCCAAGCAGCUCCCUCCGUUCUAG